AUGGAGGAGGCGAUCCGUGAGCUCGGUGCGGCUAACAACUCGGAGGCCUUCUACGUGGCGGAGCGGCGGGUUGGGGGCCUGCGCGUGCGCCGCAAUGGCGCACGCGGCCGCUUCGACCUGAAGCCAUUCGACCGGCGCGACGCGGGGGUUCUUGUGCAGUCGCUCGGCCUCGACUCUCUGUUCGAGCCCUUCCUUCUUCCGCCGCCGCUCCGCACGCUCCUCGCUUCCGUUGUGCAGGCGCCAACGGGCUGGCGCGUAAAAAAUGCUGGAGCGCUGACCACCUUUCCGCACGCACACACGGGGCAGUGGCACCGCGAUAUCGGAGACGGCCUCUUCGGGAACGAGAGCCUAGACCUGAGCCUGCCGGACUACUACUUUGCCGCUCUGUGCCCGCUGGACGAGACGACGGUCGAGCAGGGCUCCGAGCUGCUCCUUGGCUCGCACACCGUCCUCGCGGGCGGACUGGGCGAGGCGAUCUCAGCAGGGCGCGUGCGCCGCGUGAUAGCUGCUGCAAAGCCAGGCGACGUCCUCUUCUUCAGCGGCAAGGUCGUGCACCGCGGCAUGCCCAAUCCGACCGAGUCCACGCGCUCGCUGGUGUACACGGUCUAUACUGCAAAGUGGUUCGAGCAGGGCCGUGACGCGUCGCGCGAAAUGUACACCGGCUGA
Molecule: messenger RNA, 666 nt
Organism: Emiliania huxleyi CCMP1516
Lineage: Eukaryota; Haptophyta; Isochrysidales; Noelaerhabdaceae
Exons: 1
Coding region: 1-666 (221 amino acids)
Source: RefSeq, a predicted model, not a curated record